CCUCACUCUCCCCUCACUCUCCCUGUCUCUGCUAUUUGCUCGUCGGCGUCCCUACAAAACUCUCCUGCAUUGACUGCCUGCAGUCUCGGUCCCCGACCGUACUUUUAUUACACCAUGCCCCCGGUCGGCGCCGCUCUCUGGCGCUCAUUGCGCGCUCACCAAGUCUAUGGCGCCAACACCGAUGUCGGCAAGACUAUUGUGUCCACUGUCCUCUGUAACGCAAUCAACCAGCAAAAGUCCUCCCCAGCAGCCUUCCUCAAGCCCGUCUCGACCGGACCAUUGGACGAGGCAGAUGAUCGCCACAUUCAGCGCUACGCCGCCGGCACUCUCACUAAAUGUCUUUAUCAAUUCGACGAGCCCGUCAGCCCACACAUUGCAGCUAGACAAAAGCAGGUGACGAUUCCCCGAGAUGAUGAUAUCGUUGCCUCCGUCCACAAAACGCUGUCGGAGUGGGCGGGCAGCGGGAUUAAUUUUGCCCUCGUUGAGACGGCGGGCGGCGUGCACUCGCCCGGCCCCAAUGGCAAUUCCCAGGCCGAUCUGUACCGGCCACUGAGACUCCCUAUCGUUCUCAUUGCGGACUCUCGACUGGGCGGCAUCUCGUCGUCGAUCUCGGCGUAUGAGUCGCUGUUGUUGCGUGGCUACGAUGUGCACUCGGUCUUGUUGUUCCGGGAUGAUUACUACCAGAACCAUGAGUAUCUGCGCACCUAUUUUCAGAAAAAGAGCAUCCCGUUGGUCCCGCUCCCGCAGCCCCCGGCGCGACCGCAGUCGAACGAUGCCGACUCGCUGGCUCGUGACGAGGAGGCCAUGGCGACUUACUACGAGCGUGUUGCACGGGGGACGGAUGUGGGCGGAUUGUUGGAGGAAUUGACGGCCAAGAAUGUCCAGCGCAUUGAGCGCUUGGAGGCCAUGUCCGGUCGGGCUCACAGCACCAUUUGGUAUCCGUUUACCCAGCACCAUGGCAUGGCUCCGAAGGAUAUUACAGUGAUUGACUCGGCCUACGAUGACUUCUUCCAGACCUAUACCCCUGAAACAGCCUCGCAGAAGGGCGAGCUGCGCGCGACGUUCGAUGGUUCUGCCUCGUGGUGGACGCAGGGCCUGGGCCACGGAAACCCCAACCUGGCACUGUCGGCGGCCUACGCGGCGGGUCGCUACGGUCAUGUCAUGUUCCCGGGCAACAUUCACGAACCGGCGUUGUCCUUGGCCGAGUCGCUUCUUGAGACCAUCGGCAAUCCGCGUCUCCAGAAGGUUUUCUACAGCGACAAUGGCAGCACGGGGAUGGAAGUGGCCAUCAAGAUGGGUCUGCGGGCGGCGUGUGAUCGGUAUGGCUGGGACGCCAGUCAGGAGCAGAUUAGCAUCCUGGGUCUUAAAGGGAGCUACCACGGCGACACCAUCGGCGUGAUGGACUGCUCCGAGCCCUCCACCUACAACAAGAAGGUGGAAUGGUAUCGUGGUCGCGGCUACUGGUUCGACUUUCCCCAGGUGCGCAUGUCGCAGGGUACCUGGAAGAUCGAUAUGCCGGCUAGUCUCCAGGAGGCGCUGGGACCGGACCAGGAGUACUCGUCCUUGAAUGGGGUGUUCGAUCUGGAGGCGCGGGUCGCCUCGGAGACCGGGCAACGCUACAAAGAAUAUAUCCGGGGGACCAUCGAGACCCUGGUUCAACAGGGUAUGAAAUUCGGGUCGGUCAUUAUGGAGCCGGUAAUUCUAGGCGCGGGUGGAAUGCUCUUCUGUGAUCCCCUGUUCCAACGGUGUCUGGCCGAUGUUGUCCGCGCCCAACCCGAGCUCUUCAGCGCCGACGCCACGCCAGGGACGGGCGCGGGGUCGUGGUCUGGACUCCCAAUCAUUUUCGACGAGGUGUUCACCGGGCUGUACCGAUUGGGUCGCCGAUCGUCCGCGUCGUUCCUGGGCGUGGACGCCGACAUCGCCGUCAACGCGAAGCUGCUCACGGGUGGACUGGUGCCGUUGUGCACGACGCUGGCCAGCAAUGAGGUGUUCCAGGCGUUUUCAAGCCCGCACAAGAGCGACGCGUUGCUGCAUGGGCACAGCUACACGGCACACGCGGUCGGGUGCCAGGUUGCGGUGGACUCGCUGCGGACGAUGACGCAGAUGGAGCAGGGUGGGUCCUGGAACAAGUACCGGCAGGAUUGGCAGCCCGCGCUGGAGGCGGACAGGACCAGUCCAGAGGUUUGGAGCGUGUGGUCGCACGGGCUGGUUCACGAACUGUCCCACGCGCCGUCGGUGGAGGGUCUCUUUGCUCUGGGGACGGUGCUGAGCAUUUCGCUCAAGGACACCCAAGGCGGAGGCUACACGUCGACAGCCGCCCAGGGGCUGCAGCAGCGCCUGGUGGCGGGUGGGGCACACUUCCAGGUGCACUCGCGGGUGCUGGGCAACGUGCUGUACCUGAUGGCCAGUGUGACCUCGACACCCUCGGCAUUGCGGGAGAUUGAGGGAGUGCUGCGGGCAGCGUUGUGUGGAGCCUGAUCCUACGAUGAUGAGUCGUGUAUCCAGGGUGCUUGCCGAUGUGGUGUGAAUAUUCUAUCUUAUCUAUCUUCCUCUGCAGUCUGCACAGUACGGACUACGGUGUACUAGUACGGAGUAUCUAAAACUAUAUUCUCGAGUGCUCUCAUG
Aspergillus ibericus CBS 121593 is the source of this 2625-nucleotide messenger RNA. RefSeq names its product adenosylmethionine-8-amino-7-oxononanoate aminotransferase (gene bioDA). Gene Ontology annotation, cellular component: mitochondrion. Gene Ontology annotation, biological process: biotin biosynthetic process. The transcript has 5 exons. Gene Ontology annotation, molecular function: ATP binding; dethiobiotin synthase activity; pyridoxal phosphate binding. The coding region runs from base 115 to 2478 and encodes 787 amino acids. NCBI's taxonomy places the organism in Eukaryota, Fungi, Ascomycota, Eurotiomycetes, Eurotiales, Aspergillaceae. The record is from RefSeq and is a predicted model, not a curated record.